AUGCAACGACUAUCGCAUCAUCCAUUAUGGCGAGGCAUGAGGCAACAGCAACAAAGCUCUUCAUCCGAUAUGUGGUCUCGCUUUGCUUCAUGGUUUGGUGAUUAUCAUCACGAUCAAAAAUUACGUGCUUCUUUUUUGGGUACUUUCAAGACGCAACGGCAACAACAAGCCAUCAUUGCAUCCCGGCAACGGCGGUCAGCUCUCAAAGACACGGUAUCUACCACCGGUCCUGGUGCCACAAUAACGAAUCAUACUCCACACCACAGGGUGAUUAAGAAACGACGCUCUAAUAGCAAUACAGCACUUGCCAAUCAUCAACAUGAACAACAACAACAGCAACAACAACAACAACAACAACCAAUGGAUUCAUCAUCUUCAUGUUGUUCAUCAAGGAGUAGUACACCAAAGCCAUCUUUGCGUCAACAACAUUCACCUGUCAUCCGAUCCUGCCGUUCAGUGACCGAACUUCAUCGGCCCGUCCCGUGUAAAGCUCUUCAGUUACCCCCGCCAUGGCCUUCUCCAUCAGCAGGUCUUGCUGAUCAGCUGCUUCAACCUAGGAAAUGGGCUUCGUUCCAUGAUCUUAGAGGGGAAAGUAAUUUGGAUCUGUUGGCCACGCAGGCGACCCAACAGCAACCUAUGCAGCAGUUUAUUUCAUCUUGUUCUUCUUCCUCGUCAUCACCAUCAUCUCAAUCAUCAUCAUCCUCUUUACCACCACCACCUGCUAUUCGCUCACCACCUUCGCAUCAUUUUCACCACCAUCACCAUCACCACUCCGCCACAAGUGCCAUUCAAUUGCCUUCUCCCAGUGAAAUGCUAGCCCGUCGCCAUCAUCCACCUCCCACAGGUUUGGUGUAG
Lichtheimia ornata is the source of this 855-nucleotide messenger RNA. RefSeq lists its product as uncharacterized. The transcript has a single exon. Bases 1 to 855 code for a protein of 284 amino acids. The record is from RefSeq and is a predicted model, not a curated record. Lineage: Eukaryota; Fungi; Mucoromycota; Mucoromycetes; Mucorales; Lichtheimiaceae.